CCACUAAUGUGACAACCAUUAGAGUGCGUUACAGUUUCACCGAAAGCUCUGGUGACGUGUCUUGAAUGCUAUUCAAGGAAUGAUAUUAAUAUCGGCUUUGCUGAAGUGAAGUCAAGAGAAAACGGUUCUGAACUUGUCUCACAUCAUGACACCUCAAGCCAUUGUUAUCAAAGCUCUCUUCAUAUUAUCACUUGUUUCCCUUGGUCAAGCCUUACGUUGUUACUCAUGUGUUAACUUGUACAAGAAUGUAGAGUGCAGCGCCAACAAUCCAGUACACUGCGGUAGUUCCAGUGAUAGAUGCGCCGUAGCAAGUUUUUCCUACAAAACAAACGAGACAAGGUUUGGACAAGUUGAGACGUUUUAUCGCGAAUGUACAACUGCUGCUUCGUGUGAAACCGCCACAUCUCCGUGCAGAGAUAACAACGAGGCGACCUGCGAAUACAAGUGCUGCGCUGAAGAUCUGUGCAACAACAGCGCUCGCUCUUUCAUUUUCAUUACAAACCUGGUUACCCUUGCUUGCUUUGUUUUCCUUUUGAAUUGCUGAGACUGGUAAAAACAUAUCUUUCCUACCUGUACGUGUGACAUCUUAGGCUUUUACAAAUUAUUUCUAACAACCUCAGUAGUCAUUAACACAUUUGGCGCCACCUUAAAAACUUUAAUGCCAUGCAUAAACCUCAAUACAUUUUUUGAAAAGAAAAUCGGCUGAACAAUGAUGAACCUUGUAUCCUUAAUCUUAACUAGCUGUAAUAAUAAUUUUAAUGUAAAGACCAGAGGUAAAAAGUGAAGUAAGUUAGGUUGUAAAUCUUACCUCACAUUUGCAAAACGUCUAUCAGGAAACGCAAGGAAACUUAAGGCACUAAAGAAAAGACGCAAUAAAAACUGUGUCACUUACAUAUUG
Messenger RNA from Orbicella faveolata, 898 nucleotides. RefSeq lists its product as uncharacterized. The record is from RefSeq and is a predicted model, not a curated record. Lineage: Eukaryota; Metazoa; Cnidaria; Anthozoa; Scleractinia; Merulinidae.